UCAUUACAAAAAAUCGUGGCCGUAGCGUUCACAACUAAAAUAUGGCGGCAAAUACCCGCCAAAAAAUGAAACUAUUUUAUUCCGUGGCCGAACGACAUUUCACACAGAAACGUGUGACGUAACGCAAAUUUGUCCAUUUUUCGAUAAAAAUGGCUGGCACUUUGGCUGAGGAUGAAAUUGGCCGAAAAUGGGACCGCUGUUUUGCAGAUGCUGUUAUUAAAUUGGGCGGUGGUAUUGUCAUCGGCUCUGUUGUCUCCCUGCUCUUUUUCAGAAAGAGAUGGCCGAUUGUGACAGGGGCAGGCUUUGGCCUCGGUAUGGCGUAUUCAAACUGUGAAAAAGACAUAAACUCAUCGAUUAGCCAAUACAAACCCAAAGGACGUAAAUGCGAUGACGCCACAUAAGAUAAUAAUGCUCCCCUUUUAACAAAUAAAAUUCAAAAUCACGAAAAUGUCUAGGCAGUGCUACAGAACAUGCAUUAAUCCAAUUUCAGAAGUUCUGCCAGUUUAGUUAAAUUUGUAACAAUUAUAAAUAGCAUAAGAUCAUUGCUGUACGAAUAAAAAUCCAUACAGUGUA
Messenger RNA from Fopius arisanus, 573 nucleotides. RefSeq names its product MICOS complex subunit Mic10. Gene Ontology annotation, cellular component: mitochondrion; mitochondrial inner membrane; MICOS complex. The transcript has 4 exons. The coding region runs from base 150 to 401 and encodes 83 amino acids. The record is from RefSeq and is a predicted model, not a curated record. NCBI's taxonomy places the organism in Eukaryota, Metazoa, Arthropoda, Insecta, Hymenoptera, Braconidae.